Molecule: messenger RNA, 6574 nt
Organism: Hypanus sabinus (Atlantic stingray)
Lineage: Eukaryota; Metazoa; Chordata; Chondrichthyes; Myliobatiformes; Dasyatidae
Gene: eif2a
Product: eukaryotic translation initiation factor 2A
Exons: 14
Coding region: 50-1792 (580 amino acids)
Biological process (GO): translational initiation
Cellular component (GO): cytosolic small ribosomal subunit
Molecular function (GO): tRNA binding; mRNA binding; protein binding
Source: RefSeq, a predicted model, not a curated record
UCUGACUUGGUGGGGUUGGGCGGAAAGGGUGUCGUCACUUCCGGGGAAGAUGGCGCUGUCCACGCCGCUCUUGGCAGUUCGAGGCUCGGAAGGAAUCUAUAUGCUCAAUGGCCCUCCCAAGUAUACAGAAAAUGCCUCUUUCACAAGAGAGGACAAGAAAAAUUGCAAAGGCUUUAUUUUCAGCAGAGAUGGUUCAUUGUUCACCUGGUGCAAUGGGGAAAAUGUAAAUAUUGUGGGUACCAUGGACGGUCGGUUAUUACACUCUUUUGAUCUGCCUAAAGUGGCUUUGCUGGCAUUCUCUCCUCAAAACAGCAUCUUGGCAACUUGGCAACCUUAUAUUACAACCAAAAAUAAUACACAGGGAGAUCCAAACCUACACAUUUGGAAUCUGAAGUCUGGACAAUGCCUCAAGUCCUUUUUCCAAAAGAAAAUGCAAGGCUGGUGCCCUUGCUGGUCAGAUGAUGAAACUAUUUGUGCAAGAAAUGUAAACAAUGAAGUACAGUUUUUUGAUGGAAAUGCAUUUGAUAAAAUUGCACACAAACUCCACUUGCAGAAAGUAUCAGAUUUUGCAUUGUCACCAGGACCUCAGCCCUGCAAGGUUGCUGUGUAUGUGCCUGGAUCGAAGGGUGCGCCGUCAUUUGUUCGAUUGUACCAGUAUCCAAAUUUUGAUGGCCCGUCCUCUGCCUUGGCAAAUAAAAGUUUUUUUAAAGCUGACAAAGUGACAAUGCUUUGGAAUAAGAAAGGAACUGCGCUGUUGGUGAUUGCCAGUACCGAUGUGGACAAGUCAGGAGCAUCCUACUAUGGUGAACAAACCCUGCACUACAUAGCAUCCAACGGAGAAACUGCAUUAGUGCAGCUGCCAAAAAAUGGCCCAAUCUAUGAUGUGGUCUGGAAUCCAAAUUCUCUUGAAUUCUGUGUCGUUUAUGGUUUCAUGCCCGCCAAAGUUACAGUCUUCAAUCAGAAGUGUGACCCAGUCUUCGACUUUGGUACUGGCCCUCGGAAUGCAGCCUUCUAUAGCCCUCAGGGACACAUCCUGGUGCUGGCAGGCUUUGGAAAUCUCCGAGGGCAGAUGGAGGUCUGGGAUGUGAAAAAGUACAAACAGAUUUCAAAGCCACAGGCUCCUGACACUACCUAUUUCUCAUGGUGCCCCGAUGGCGAGCACAUCGUAACAGCAACUUGUGCGCCAAGGUUACGGGUUAGCAACGGAUUUAAGAUCUGGCACUACAGCGGUGUAGUUCAUCACAAGAUUGAAGUGCCAUCGAACUCUGAGCUCUGGGAAGUCCAGUGGCAGCCAUUUGUAGAUGGUGCGUUCCCUGAAAAGGCCAUCAAAUAUCAAACAGUUCCCAAUGAUGUUCCUAGUAUUGAUGCCAAACCCGCACAGGCUUACAGACCUCCUGCACUGAGAAACAAGCCAGUAACCAGCAUCAAACUGCAUGAGGAAGAACCUCCUCAGAACAUGAAACCGCAAACUGCAGAUAAACAACUGUCAAAAGCAGCUCUCAAAAAUCAGAAGAAAAGGGAAGCACGGAAGGCAGCAAAGCAGGAGAGCAGACCUGAGGUCAUACAAGAAGCACCGCCUGACCCUGAACCUAGAGAGGUCCCCUCUGCUGAGAGCCAUGGCGACCCUGAAAUAGAGAAAAAAAUCAAGAACAUCAAAAAGAAACUUAAAGCGAUUGAACAGCUAAAAGAACAAGAAGCUUCUGGCAAGCAACUGGAAAAGAACCAGUUGGAGAAAAUGCAAAAAGAAGAAGCACUUUUGAAGGAACUGGAGGACCUAGAACUAGGUCUGUAAAUUUACCCAAGAGGAUUGCAAUACCUGGUUUCACAUAACCACAGAAAAUUAUUUCAUUGUGAAAUUUAAAGUGAAAAAAAAUCUAUAUUCUAUGCAAUGUAAGAGAUUUGGACAGUGUUAAAAUGAAGUUAUGUAUUAGGAUAAGAGAAUAAAGAAACACUCUACUGACAAUAAUUUCUACUUCUUUAGAUCCAUUGUUAAAGAUUAACGCUAUCCUGCUUAUUGUGUGAAAGAGCGUGUAUUUCAUCACAGUGCCUUGAAAAAGUAUUCUUCUCCCAACCCUUUGUUCAUAUAAAUGAGUAUUACAACCAGGGAUUUUGAGCAAUUCAACUGAGAAUUUUUAUUUCUGAAUCGCAUGCUCCUUUUUCACAGUAGACCCCAAAUGAAAACAUGUAAAUUGUAAAGCAUAAAAACCUAAAGAUUCACAAACUGAAAUAUUAGCAGUUCAAAAGUAUUCAUCACCCUUUGCUCAGGAUACAUCUGACAUGUAUCAUUUCAAUUUUUGAAAUUUCAGUUUUUUACGCUAUACAAUUUCCCUCUUUUUUGGGGAGGGGUUUCUGCUGUGGGAAAAAAAGAAUGUGAUUCACAAAUAAUUCUCAAUUAAAUUGAUCAAGAUCCCUGGUCAUAAUACUCAUUUACAUGAGAUAACAGUUGGGUGCUGAAUACUUUUUCAAAGAACUGUAGAAGAUUUUACAACAUCAGGAUAUCCCAAUAAAGGAUUCACUGGAUUUUUGAACAUUGGGAGUAGCAGCAGACUAGGCCAUUUGGAAUAGUUCUUGAAUAUUAGGAUUAGCAGCAGAGUAGGCCAUAAGACCAUAAGAUAUAGGAGCAGAAGUGGGCUAUUCAGCCCAUCGAGUCUGUUCCACCAGUCAAUCAUGGGUUGAUCCAAUUCUACCAGUCAUCCCCACACCCCUACCUUCUCACCAUACCCUUUGAUGCCCUGGCUAAUCGGGAACCUAUCUAUCUCUGCCUUAAAUGCACCCAAUGACUUGCCGCUCAUGGCAACAAAUUCCACAGAUUUACCAUCCUCUGACUAAAGUAAUUUCUCUGCAUCUUUGUUCUAAUUGGACGUCCUUCAAUCCUGAAGUUGUGCCCUCUUGUCCUAGACUCCCCUACCAUGGGAAAUAACUUUGCCAUAUCUAAUCUGUUCGGGCCUUUUAACAUUCGGAAUAUUUCUAUGAGAUUCCCCCUCAUUCUCCUGAACUCAAGGGAAUACAGCCCAAGAGCUGCCAGACGUUCCUCAUAUGGUAACCCUUUCAUUCCUGGAAUCAUUCUUGUGAAUCUUCUCUGAACCCUCUCCAAUGUCAGUAUAUACUUUCUAAAAUAAGGAGCCCAAAACUGCACACAAUACUCCAAGUGUGGUCUCAUGAGUGUCUUAUAGAGCAUCAACCUCACAUCCCUGCUCUUAUAUUCUAUUCUUUUAGAAAUGAAUGCCAAUAUUGCAUUCGCCUUCUUCACCACUGACUCAACCUGGAGGUUAACUUUUAGGGUAUCCCGCACAAGGACUCCCAAGACCCUUUGCAUCUCUGCAGUUUGAAUUCUCUCCCCAUCUAAAUAAUAGUCUACCCAUUUAAUUUUUCCAUCAUAGUGCAUGACCAUACAUUUUCCAACAUUGUAUUUCAUUUGCCACUUCUUUACCCAUUACCCUAAACUAUCUAAAUCUCUCUGCAGGCUCUCUGUUUCCUCAACAAUACCCACUCCUCCACCUAUCUUUGUAUCAUCAGCAAAUUUAGCCACAGAUCCAUUAAUCCCAUAGUCCAAAUCAUUGACAUACAUCAUAGAAAACAGCGGUUCUACACCAACCCCUGUGGAACUCCACUGCUAACCAGCAGCCAGCCAGAAAAGGAUCCACUCUCUGUUUUCUGCCAGUCAACCAAUGCUCCACCCACACUAGUAACUCCCCUGUAAUUCCAUGGGCUCUUAGCUUGCUAAGCAGCCUCAUGUGUGGCACCUUGUCAAAGACCUUCUGAAAAAUCAAGUACACCACAUCCAUUGCAUCUCCUUUGUCUACCCUCUUGUAAUUUCCUCAAAAAAUUGCAGUAGGUUAGUCAAGCAGGAUUUUCCUUUCAGGAAACCAUGCUGGCUUUGGCCUAUCUUGUCACGUGCCUCCAGGUACUUCAUAAUCUUAUCCCUAACAGUCAAAUCCAACAACUUCCCAACCACUGAUAUUAGACUAACAGGUCAAGAGUUUCCUUUCUGCUGCUUCCCACCCUUCUUACAUUUGGAGUAGCCAUUGAACAUUAGGAGUAGCAACAGAGUAGGCAAUUUGGCUGCCUUCUGCCAUUCAUCCAGGUCAAGGUUCAUCCUCUACCUCUGUGGAAUUUUUCGAAACUAUCUCCAUAUCCCUUGAUCCCCAUAAAGUUCAAAAAUCUAACAAUUUUUGUUUUGAGUAAAUUCAGUGACUGGGUCUCCCCUCCAGGAUCACAAAUUCAUUGCAACGAAGUUUCUCCUUAACCAAUCUUCAAGCAGGAGAAACAUUCUCCAUAGAUCCAACCUGCGAGAUACUCCUCUCUUUCUGAAGUCAAGGAUUGAUGACCCCAUUCUCUGGAGCAUCAUCAUUGUAGAAACAUGGGAAAAUGCAGAACUUAAUUUAUGCACAAUAAGCCCCACUAUCAAAGGUUCAAAGGUUUAUUUAUUAUCAAGUUAUGUAUGCAACUCUGAGAUUCUUCUUCUCCAGAUAGCCACAAAACAAAGAAAAACCUUGGAAGUCAGUUGAGAGAGAAACAGCAAACCUACCAACACGAUCAUCAACUCCCCAAACCCACCUCCCCCUGAACGAAACACAAGAACAUUGACCCCCAAAUCCUCCCACACACAUACACACACAAAAACAAUGAACAACAGCAAAUACACAAUAUCAAAACCAUAAGACUGAAAAAAUAGUCCAUAGUCCAAAAUCCAUAUGCAGAAAUCUCAGUAACAUUCACCAGCAUUAUUGACCAGCAAGAACCAUUAUUCACCUGCAAGAACUAUCAGCCAGAUAAUCUCUGAGGCCAGUACACUGGGGAAACUUCUUCAAAUCAACUGAGAUCUCUGUUGGCCCCCCUGCAAGAUAAAAUGGCAUCCUGCUUUUGCUUCAAAGAUAAUACUUCAUUGAGCUUUGUGGCCAUGCUGUGUUGACACUGGAAUGUGUGGUGUCACUCACAGGCUGCCCACAGCACAUCUUUAGGAUGUGUUAGUUGUUAACACAUUCCACUGUAUGUUCUGAUAGUAUGUACAUGUGAUAAAUAAAUCUGAAUCUGGGUAUAGGGCUGUGUUGUCAGCCAAGUCUCUGGAGCAGUAUUUGAACUCUGAAGUGGAAUUCCAGCACUGAGUCAAGGCUACGCCUAGACACAAACUUGGGGGAAAAGGUCAGAUUUGAACUUGAUGUAAAAGAAUUUACAAAGAUUGCAAUAUUUAGAUUUGCAAAUGAAUUAUCUGAUUUAGAGCACUUUUAAACAAUAUAUCAUCUCACCAAACUAUUUAGCAAUUAAGCUCGCAUUUUACCAUUUUCUUUUAACUUCCUUUGAUUUCCCAAAAUUAAUUAUUUUGCCUUUCAUGUCAGCAGCCUCUCAACCUCUCGAUGUACAUAGAAGCUGCAAAGAAGGACUCAACAUGAGGAACCUUACUAUCUACCUCCAUUAGUUCAUCUACUAUAUUUCUUCCCCUAAAUCAGUUAAUAAUCUAAUAUUUUGCCCAUCCUCUAACUGAAUAUCUCUUUCACCAUCCGAAUAGAAUCACAUUUAAUAUCACUGAUAUAUGUCAUGAAUUUUUUUUUGAUUUGUGACAACAGUACAGUCCAAUAUGUAAAAAUACAAUAAGAAAUAUGUUUUUAAAAUUAAACUAAUCAAAGAGCAAAUAUAAUGAGAUGAUGUUCAUGAGUCAAUUGCAUUAUCUGUUCAGAAACCUGAUGGCAUAGGGGAAAAAGCUGUUCUUUAGAUGUUGAGUGUGUGUCAUUUGGCUCCAAUACCUCCUCCCUGAUGGUAGCAAUGAGAAGAGGGCAUUUUCUGGGUGAUGGCGGGGUCCUUAAUGAUGCACGCCGCCUUUUUGAGGCAUCACCUUUAGAAAAUCUCAAUCUGGGGAGGCUAGUGUCCAUGAUGGAUCUGGCAGAGUUUGCAACCUUCUAGAACUUUUUCUGUUCCUCCAAACGAGAUGGUGAUAGAUACAACCACUUACAAUACUCUCCAUGGUACAUUUGUAAAAAUUUGCUAGAGUAUUUUAUGAUAUAACAGAUCUCCUCAGAUUCCUAAUGAAAUACUGUAUAGACACUGACAUGAUUGUAAUUGCAUCGAUGUGUUGAGCCCAGGACAGAUUUUAAGAGAUGUUGACACCCAUGAACUUGAAACGGCUCACCCUUUCCACUGCUGACGCCUUGAAGAGGACUGGUGUGUGUUUCCUUGACUUCUACUUCCUGGUCCACAAUCAAUUCCUUGUCUUACGCUGAGAGCAAGGUUGUUAUUGUGACACCACUCAAAUCGGCUGAUCUAUGUGGAUGUCCAUGCAAACCACAUUUCCCCCACAGCUAUUAUAUCUCUCCCAACUUUAAAGAUCUUUAUUGGAUUUUUCAAGCACAAUGCUCAUUUACAAAAGCUGUAUAGAUUGCUUCCAAUUAUUUUUGUCAUCUCAAUAUAUUUGUUAUUGAAGAUUCCAAAAUAUGCUCUUCCAGAGAUGUUAAACUGACUGGCAUGUAAUUAACUGAAUGAACAAUAUUUGAUAAAUGUUUUAGCAAUUUGUGCAAAUAACUAUGUUGCAUUUGUGAUUUUUUUUUCAGCAGGUUUCUGAUAAACUGAAUUUGAGACUUUU